This is a messenger RNA of Anastrepha ludens (Mexican fruit fly), 6633 nucleotides long. It is a transcript of the gene br, whose product is annotated as broad-complex core protein isoforms 1/2/3/4/5. Gene Ontology annotation, biological process: regulation of transcription by RNA polymerase II. The transcript is spliced from 8 exons. The coding region runs from base 644 to 2551 and encodes 635 amino acids. Gene Ontology annotation, cellular component: nucleus. Lineage: Eukaryota; Metazoa; Arthropoda; Insecta; Diptera; Tephritidae. The record is from RefSeq and is a predicted model, not a curated record. Gene Ontology annotation, molecular function: protein binding.
GCGCAAUGCAGAGCAGCGAGUAAUUUGAAUAGUGUGGAGCGUUUGAAGGCUUCUUCAGUAUUUUGUUUUUGUAAUUUUUUUGCUUUACAACGCAACAACUCAGGAUCUUGUUAGUUUUUUAUUGUUGUCUUUGCUUGCGAGAAACCACAAGCGGAUUGUUAAACUUUUUAGAAGCCCAUAGCUCUUACAUCUACCUAAAUGCAAUACAUACGCAAAUACACCCAUACAUACAAACUUAUAUAAGUCAGCCGCAAUAAACUCAGGAUUCCACAGAGGUUUAUUUAAAUUUAUGAAGAAAAUAUUAAUACAAAUAUAAACAUAAAAUACAAAUAAAUAAUAUACACUAAGCAAGUAAACUUUUCAAAAAGUCAAACUCAAGAAAAGUACGAGCAGAGAACGCAUAAGAAGAAGCAGUAAAUCAAUUUGGAAACGUUUCCCCAAAAAGCAAUAAACCACUAAAACUAACUACUGCACCUACAAGGAAAUAAUUGUAAAUCAUAUCAGCAGCAACAACAACCACAGCAUACACAUUAGAGUGAAGCAGAAUAGCCAGCGACGCUUUUACAGCGUCACAUCAGUGAAGUCGCCAACGCCAAUACCAACCCCAACACAAACACAAACAGAAACAACGCCAAACACCAAAAUGGACGAGACACAGCAUUUCUGUUUGCGCUGGAACAACUACCAAAGCAGCAUAACAUCGGCGUUCGAAAAUCUGCGUGACGAUGAGGAUUUCGUCGACGUAACAUUGGCGUGCGAGGGGCGUAGCAUUAAGGCGCAUCGCGUCGUCCUGUCAGCGUGCAGUCCAUACUUUCGCGAUUUACUCAAGAGCACACCUUGCAAACAUCCAGUAAUUCUACUGCAAGAUGUAAAUUUUCUCGAUCUACAUUCGCUGGUUGAAUUCAUUUAUCACGGCGAGGUGAAUGUGCACCAAAAGUCCUUGCAGUCCUUCCUUAAAACGGCAGAGGUACUUCGAGUCUCGGGUCUCACACAGCAACAGGCCGAGGAAACUCAUAGUCAAUUAGCUCAAAUACAAAAUCUGGCAAAUGCGGCCAACGCCACACGCCCUCCUCACAACACACACCACAAUGCCCUGCACGAAGAGUCGGUGCUGUAUUCGCGCAGCAGUGGCUCACCCCCACCACCACCUCCAUCCCAACAACUGCCAUUGGCCUCCACACACAUUAACAGCCAACUGUUUAAGCGCAGCAUGGCUAUGCUCCGACGCGAACGGAACAAUUCCACACCAUCGGCUGAGGACUCGAAUAAUGCUAUGAAACGUCUACGCGGACCCGAUAACGGUUUGCCGUCGAGCAGUAAUAAUAGCCCCGAAAUCGUGCACCAACGCAGCUCAUCCCCGCAAUUGACACCUGCCGAUUUCUCAACCAUCAAACACAACAAUAACAAUACACCGCCUCUGAAGGAAGAGAAACGUAACGGACCCUCUGGCAAUGGUAAUAACGGGAAUGCUAAUAGCGACACUGGCAAUGGCAAUGGCAUCGCCAAUAGCGACAAGGUCAGCGGCAGUUUAACAUCAUCGCCGCUGACACGCACUGCUGACGACGUCAAAUCGGAACCCAUGGAGCUGGUCUGCUCGAAUAACAAUCCGACAGUGGUCGAUGAGCACAGCAACGACUCCACUGGCGAACAUGAGGCGAAUCGAUCGAGCAGCGGCGAUGGCGGCAAAGGUUCAUUGAGUUCGGGAAACGAUGAGGAGAUCGAUAACAAUAUGCCACCGCAUCCUCCACCGUCAUAUAUGAUGUCACCGGCAGAGAGCAAGUUAUUUCCCCCGGGGCCCUUCAAUUUCCCCAUGAGCGGUCUAGAUCCUGCCGCGUUAGCUGGUUUUAACUCGCAACUACAGUCUGCCGCCGAAUUAUCAGUUUCUCCGCAAGGUGCGCACUCAGCCAUACGCUCGGACGCUACGUCACCGACAAGUUCUACCUCAUCACCACCCUCACCGCCUACCGCGCUCACAUCGCCAUCGCCCUCUUCGCUGAGUUCGUUGGCGUGCAACGGCGGCAAUGGCGGCCUCAAUGUCCCUGGCGGCGGUGGCGGCAGUCUCUUCAACAUGCACAACUCAUCCCCACCACGCCCAGGCAGUGGCGGCAGCAUUACGCCCAACGGCAACGGCAAUUGCGGCGGCCCAAAUGGCGCGUCCUCCUUGACAACCACAUCGCCACAAAUUCCGUUGCGCAUGCCACCGCCCACCAGUGGCGGCAUCAACGAGCCUCAGGAGUGCCCCUACUGUCGACGCACCUUCUCAUGCUACUACUCGCUGAAGCGGCACUUCCAAGACAAGCACGAGCAGUCCGACACGCUGUAUGUUUGCGAGUUCUGUCAUCGACGCUAUCGCACCAAAAACUCACUCACCACACACAAGAGUCUGCAGCAUCGCGGCUCGAGCGGCAUGCUAAAGCGCCUGCUCAAAACGUCCGCCAUCAAAAAUGUGCUUGUGCCACCGCACCAUCACCACCAUCAUCUGACGCAUCCGCGCGCCAGUCUAUUUGACUUCACCAGCGAACUGGGACAGCCACCACCGGGCAUCCAAUAGGAUUACGGAUGGAAUGCGAUUUUUUAGAGAGCCCGCUAAGCUGAGCGGAGCGUAGGCGCGCAAUUAUUCUUAUGUAGUAUUUGCAAUUAUACUUAUAAAUAGGCGUGAAUACUAAUUUACUUAUGUUAGUUAUUGUACUUGUAAUUCGGUAAAGCUUAGUGAUUUUCAAUGUAGUUAUGUUUAUAUAGGAUUUUAUUUCACUAACUGUAAACAAUUCAAACACAAUCACUCACAUACACAUAUACAUGCAGGCAUUACACAAAGUAUAAGCGGUAAAUAGCGCGGCCAGCGCAGUGCGCGUUGGCGCCUAAGUGCAAUACAGAAAGGAGCAAAUCCGCACCGCUUUCGAAAUGGGCUUAAAAUAUAAGUGAAGUAGAAUAAGCUUUUCAACGAAAAGCACAACAAUUGAGGCUGGCCUGGCAGCCGCUAAGAUGAAAUGAAGAGAGAGCAAGUCCAUUGUAAAUACACACACACACACACAUAAGAAACAUAUACAGUUGUAAGCGUAGUCUAAGCUCUUAGCUACAUUUAAUGCUAAUUACCGUUAGUUUUAAUUACUUCACUUACUGCUAAUUUCAAAGCAAAGCAAAAAUGCAUAAACAAAUACUUAUACGACAGUUUUCUGCAUAUGAACGCCACCAAAAUUGGUAAGAGUCCAAGAACUUGAGUGGUAACUGCAGAUAAGACAGCCGCAGCAACGCCAAACUGCGGGCCAGUGGUCUAGCAAUUGCAGCGAAAGGAGGAGCGUGCGUAGUGGCCAAGGUGGGGGCGCUAAGUGGAAAAGUGUGAAAAGUGGGGAACAGUGAAAAGUAAAAAGCAACUAUGCAAAGGCUGUGCCCUCACUUUCACUUUUGUUUUUAUCAAUUUGUACAUAUCAUGGCGUAUACGCAACAUUCGAUGCCGUUUCGGUAUUACCUAGCAAAAUUAAAUUUGAAUAGCAGAAAUCUGUGAGAAACUAAAGAAGAAGGAAAUAGUACGCGACGCCGUUGCCUUUGCCACUGCACGCCACUGUGCAUUUGCACCUCAGACGGGUGUCGGGUGUCUUUAUAAAUAAUAAUUUUUAUUAUGCAAAUGUAGAUUUUUUAGUAGUCAGUUUCUUGUGUUUUUUCUAUUGAUUUUUCGAGUACAUUUGGGUUGACUUACUUUCGAGUGCGCUGCGAAUUCUCUAGAAAUCAAAUGUAUUCCAACUGAGCAAGAAAAACAAUAUAAGAAACAGCAGAAAAGAAAACAUUUUCAAAGUGAAGUUGAGUGUAAACAAGUUAUUACUUAGAAGAAGAAAUAUUGAAAGAAAAACAAAUGCGUAGAUCAAAGAAAUGAAGUGUGAGCGCGAUUUUACAUAAUUAGGCAUAACUUGGGCAACACUGUGUGCCAAAAGCGGUUUCAGCCGUUUGCAUUUCUUAAUUAAUUAUGAUAAUAAGAUACAAAAACAAAAACAUUUACAUGGAAAAUUUAAAUGAAAAAGUGGAAAAGUGAAAAAACCAGUAGCACUAAAAAUGCAUGUUAUAUUGCAAAUAUACAUAUAUACAUACAUACAUACAUAUAUUAAAUGAAUUGAAUUAAGUGUAAAUCUAAAUGAACAUUAUCAGGGAUUAAUAUCAGUAGAAUGUCCUUUUUUCUAUACAAUUAAAUUAAAUUAAAUUAAAUGAAAAACAAAGCAUCAAGCGAAACUUAAUAUUUUACCAAACUAAAGAAAACAACUUAAAGUGGAAUCGAUGAAAUUUAUUAAAAACAUACAUAUAUGUAUACAAUACACACACACACACACACAGAGACAUGCAAGUACGCAUGCAAUUCUAAAUGUAAGCCCAGCUAUUUAUACAUAUGAAAGACGCAGACAUAUUUAUGCAAAAUGCACAACAACAAGAAAAGAAAAAUAUAAACAAAAACAAAAACAAAAACAAACAAACUCAGUGAUUUUCACCAGUGAAGUACAAAUGACUUGAAAUUUAUACAAACAAAUGAAAAUAAAAUGCAAAAAUGCAAAAAGACAAAAUGACAAAAUGCAAAGGCAUAACUGUAUUUGGAAAUUUACAAUUCUAGUUGCAUAAAAUACUAUGUAUACAAAAACAAAGUAACAAGCGCAUUUAAAACCACAAAAACUAAUAAUGUUAAAAAAACAUGGAAAAGAUACAGCAAGUAAAAAACUUCAAGAAAUUAGUACGAAAAGCCUCAAACACCUCAAAGUUUUUUUUUUUUUGUUUUUAAGGAAAUGCAUUACUUUCACAGCAAAUCAAAUAGAAAGAAAGUACGCAAAUCGCUGAAAUAAAUUUUAAACAAACAAAAAAUAUUUUUCUAAAUGUACAUUGAACAGAUUUUCACUCAGAGUAGAACACAAUUUUUAUUAACUAUGUAAGCAUGUAAAUAUUAAAAAACUAUAAGUUAAAAUCUCUUACAAAGUAAAGUCAUGAAUUAAGAAAUUAAGAAAAAACAACAAAAAAAAUAACAAAAGCAAAACACUUACAUAAUAUUAGCAUUUAUUAAAAAAAAAGUAACAAUUUGGAAGCCAAAAAACAAAAAACAAAAAUAGCAAAAAACGCUCAAAACUGCAAAGUACGAACUCCAAAUUGUUAUUUUCGCACAUAUCCGUAAAUUGUCUCAGGAAUUACUACUUUUAAAACGAUGACAGAAACACAGCAGAAAUGAAGCACUACAAGAAGCUUUUAAGCUGCUGCCAACAGCUUAAGACGCUAGCAACGAGAGCUUUUGUAACACACAAACAACAAAACAAAUCAAACGAAAUAUUGCUACUUAAAAGUGAAAUAUUUAUUAGUAACAAAAACGUCUCACUAGCAGUUAAUUGAAAGAAACUUGACAACCUCCGCAAUGACUAGAAGUAUUACAAGCAAGCAAAUGUGUGCCAUUGCAUAACCUUAAAUUAAUGCAGGAAAAGGCGCAGCAAAUGCGCACUAAAAAAUACACAAAAAUAGUAAAUAAAUGUAAAAGCAAAGCGCGGUGUGGCGCGUAAGUGAAAGCUGCUGCGUAAGCAAAGCACGCAACUACACCGCACGAAAGCGCGACUGUGAAAGCGCGCCUAUGAAAGCACGCGCAAGCUCACUACCGUUAUACAACAGCACUGUACAGUUAUGCAGGCACUCUGCCGUUAUGUCUAGAGCAAACUUUACAAAAUAUAAAUCAAAUUGAAGAGUUCAAUGCGUUUCGUGCGCAGUUUAAGGUUUCCAAAUUUUAACUCUAUUUCGAGCUUUCACCCAACCCAACUUGCCAGUGCAAAUGUGCCAAGAAUCACUCUGAAAUCCGUCUUCAAAUCACAAAUCAAUGAGACUGCUCGAUUUCAAAAUGAUUUCCGCUAUAUAUCAUACUUCUAUAUAUUCUACUGCAAAUGCAUUUCAAACGCGUUGCCCAGUUACCCAGUUGACUAUAGACUCAGUGCUAAUGAAUGUCUGAAAGUUGAAUAUUCACGCGUUUAUAUGUGACUAGUUUAUAUUUACUUAGUUGUAGGAAAGAGAGUUUCUGCAACAAAUAUAUGUACAUUUUAAUUUUAUGGUAAUUGUUUUUAACUAAUUUUAAUUUUGUUUUGUUUUUGUCUAUUGUACCCUUAAUACUUAACAAAUUCGUUUCUCGUAAGUGUAAUUCUAAAACUGCGUGUGUGUAUAUGUAGAAUAGCAUGCGCUCGAUAUUUAUUAUUAUUUUUUUUCAUCAAAAUUGGCAAAUUAAAAAAUACGACAAACUGUGAUCUAUUUUCUCUCAAAUUUACAUACAAAAUUCUUGUUUGGCUGUUAACUAUUUUUACACGAAGUAAGAUUUAAUUAGAAAGCAAAAAUGAAGCAACUGCUUUUUUGUACAAAAUUUAUGUUUAGGUCUCAUGUGCAAAUGGAUAUACAAAUUUAUUUUUUUUUUACAUUUUGGUGCGACUCAAAUCAUCUAAAUUUCUACACAUACAACAAAUGCAACUACAAUUAGAAAUUAGCAACUAGAAAUGUAUAGAAUUUACACAAAUGUACGGUAUUUAUUUUGCUGCUUAAAAAUAUUAUUAUUACUAUUAUGCUUAAUUUUAUUUUCCUUCGAACCUGAAGAGUUUUAAGAGUUUUAUAAAUGUGAAACUCGAGAAAAAAUUAGAGCACAGA